AUGCGGCCGCGGCCCCUGGAGCAGCUGCUGGGGACCCUGCUCCUGCUGCUGGUGACAACAGGUGGUCAGGUGUCAGGUGACACCCGCGUGGUGGGUGGCCACGCCUGCGUGCCGCACUCCCAGCCCUGGCAGGUGGCCGUGCUGGACAUGUACAAACUCUACUGCGGGGGGGUCCUGGUGGCACCGCGCUGGGUGGUGACCGCGGCGCACUGCACCACACCUGGCGUCACCACGGUGGCCCUGGGCAAGCACCUCCUGUACGGGCGCGAGGCCGGCGACGAGCGGCGCAUGGUGGCCCGCAUGGUGGCCCACCCGGGCUACGACCCCACCACCAAGGACAACGACAUCAUGCUCCUCAAGCUUCUGACCCCGGCCACCAUCUCGGAGCGUGUCCGGCCCAUCCCGGUGGCCUCCUGCCUGCCCCGGGCCGGCACCUCCUGCCUGACGUCGGGAUGGGGGGCCACCACCUCGCCUGAAGUGACGUACCCCGAGGUCCUGCAGUGCGUCAACGUCACGCUCUUCUCGCCGGCCGAGUGUCGCCGUUUCUACCCCGGCUCCAUCACGGACAACAUGAUCUGCGCCGGGAACGUGCGAGGGGGCAUGGACUCAUGUCAGGGCGAUUCCGGCGGCCCCCUGGUGUGCGACGGGAACCUCCAGGGCAUCGUCUCCUGGGGGAUGGAGCGUUGUGGACAACCCCGGCGUCCCGGCGUCUACACCAAGGUGUGUCGCUACGCCCGCUGGAUCCAGGAGACCAUGGAGGACACCUGAGGAGGUCCCGACCACCUCCAGGAGAACGUGGAGAACGUCUGAGGAGGUUCCACCAUCUCCAGGAGAACGUGGAGAACGUCUGAGGAGGUUCCACCAUCUCCAGGAGAACGUCUGAGGAGGUUCCACCAUCUCCAGGAGAACGUCUGAGGAGGUUCCACCAUCUCCAGGAGAACG
This is a messenger RNA of Pseudopodoces humilis (Tibetan ground-tit), 942 nucleotides long. Lineage: Eukaryota; Metazoa; Chordata; Aves; Passeriformes; Paridae. The record is from RefSeq and is a predicted model, not a curated record.